Messenger RNA from Eleginops maclovinus (Patagonian blennie), 2444 nucleotides. It is a transcript of the gene mettl24, whose product is annotated as methyltransferase like 24. The transcript has 5 exons. NCBI's taxonomy places the organism in Eukaryota, Metazoa, Chordata, Actinopteri, Perciformes, Eleginopidae. Bases 367 to 1431 code for a protein of 354 amino acids. The record is from RefSeq and is a predicted model, not a curated record.
ACUUUGGAGUGUGAAAGGGAGUUCCUAAAGUUUUCAAAGAGGGCAGCACACAUUGUACUUUUGAAUCUGUUUGCAGAGCCUCAUGACAGAACACUAGCAUGCGCAAAAUCAUUCAGGUUAGAAUGCAGGCUGACACAUGUGGGAUAACUCAUGCGCAGAGGUCUCGUUGACAUGUUUGUAUUUCAUUGACUUGCUGCUCUGUGUCUGGACUUUGGAUCUGAACGGAAGGAGUAGCUGGACGGGAAGAGAAAAGAAGGACGACUCUUUAAGAACAAGUCCAGGUAGAAUGGGAUAGAAACAGCAAAGAGAAAAACUAAACUUCUAGUUGGAGAGAUGGACUGAGGGGAGAAAAGGACAACACAGUGUAUGGACAUGGGAAGAGAGAGACUCACCUGGGGAUUGCUGCUGCGUGUGGGUGUUCUGCUCACUGGCUUGUGUGUGUGUGUUCAUGUUUACCUGGAGACUGGUUGGCGGGGAACACCUGCACCCCUGGGACGUCCCACACAGGCUAUUCAGAACUGGGGAACCAAAGCAGAAACAGAGGAGCAGGACAGGAGUAUUAAAAGGAGAAUCUCUUAUGUUCGAACACUAAAGAAGGACAGCCAGAUUAAGAAGAAGGAGGAGGACAAAGAGGAGCCUUCACCUGCAUGCUGCCCACCUUUACGCUCGCACAGAAAGGCUCCUCGGUGGCAUAUAGACUUGGAGCCCUGGGCCCGUGUGAGUCAUUCUCUGGAGGAUGAAGCCAAAAGGUUCCUCAACUACAUCACAACACCACAAGUGUCGUGUGCAGCUCAGGAGGGGACCAAAGGAGCCUGGGCUGCAUGUCUGGACCCCAAAUACAGCCUGAGCCACAGAAUACAAAGCAAACACUGCCGGGUUUACUCUUUUGGGUUGGGUGUGGAUGAUCGGACCUUGGAGCGCUCUCUCGCCAGGGCAGGAUGUGAGGUCCACUGCUUUGAUCCCAGUCUGAAGCAGCCUCACCUGCAGCAGGCUGAAAUGUGGCUUCAUCGGCUUUCCAUAGACUGGAGGGAUCCCAACCCGGCCUUUGUUGCCCAGCGUCAUGCAAACACCAAGAAACUGGCCACCAUCCUAAAUGACUUUGGACACAGACAGGUGGACGUACUGAAGGCAGAUAUGGAGAGCGCAGAGUGGAAGAUUUUGGAGAACUUGGUCCUGGAAGGAGUUCUGGAUUCAGUGGGUCAGCUGUUGUUGGAGCUUCACCUGCACUGGGCGGGCUUCGAGGUGGGCGGCGAUGACCCAUCCGUGGUGCGGUACUGGUUCAGCCUGCUGAAGGAGCUGGAGCGUGCCAACUUCCGCCUCUUCCAUGUCCACAGUGACCCAGCCAAACCUCACCUCUUCCUGCAUAAGAAUGUCCUCAACGCCAGCAGUGUUUACACCCUGAGCUGGGUGAACACAGAGUGGAAGCCUUGAGGGAAGCAAGACUGAGCGACUAAACCCCCAAAAACACAUCUUGGCUGUAACAGCUUCUGAAUGGAAAUAUACAAGUUUGUGUCACAUGGAGAUUUAACUCGUCGUAGUACAUAUUCUGCCAGAGCACAGCUGUUCCCUAAAAGACUGCUCUUAUCUGGCCUGACCUUUCUGCCGAGCUGAAAUCCCUGCUCCUAUUUAUCCUGCUCUUCCUCUCCUGGCCUGUAAAGACCAUAUACACGUGAAAGGCAGAAUAAUUGCUUUCACAGGGCUCUGUGUUCUACCUCAUAGUGGUGGUGUUUUGGCUGCAGGUCAGCCUCCGAUUCAGUCAGCUCCGUCAUCAUGUACCUAUCAGAGCCCUCCCGCCUGGUUUUUAUACAACCUUUCCAGAUUACAUUGGUCCUUACAGGCUUAAUGUCCGCUCAUUAGAACAUGAAUUAAAGGAAAUAGAUACAUGAUGUAAAGAUGAUUCAUUGAAUUUGUUGAGGCAGCAAUUGGGUCUUUAACAAAAAGAGAAGGAGCAGUGGAAUGUGUGUACUAAAAUUAGAGAAUUGAAAUCUUCUCUGAAGGCGGAAGAUGUCUGGACUUCUUCCCUACAGUUCGACCCUGAUAUGAUUUGAUCUCUAACAGAAAACACAACAGUAAUAUGAAGGACGCCAAAGUGAUGCCUCUAUUGUGAUGGUUGGAUAUUUGAAUGAAGAUGUGUGGGAGAGUGCGUGGGAAAAAGACUAAAAGAAUACAUGAACUCCAAUUAUUUUCUUCCCAUUUCGCAGUGUCCUGGGUUGUAAUGAAACAAAACCAACACAAAGAAGCAUUGUGUGUGACUGUCAUUUCUCUAUCUCCUUUCACUUUUCUUGUGGAGCACAAUAAGCCUCACAACGCUAUCUCUGCUGCACCAGAACUUAAACAACAACCUUCCUCUGAAAACAAUACACUGUGAUUGACGACCUCGUAAAUAAUCAAAUAAAUCUGAUUUUCCAAAUAUUUAAAUGCAAUUUAAUAAAGAAAUAAUAAUA